UCUCCCAGUGGGAUUUACCAGCAGCACUGUGCGGUGGGUUGUGCUAACUGCAUGUUGCUAACGCAGCUGUCUGACUUCAACGUCCUACCUCACGUUGCCCCAAACAAAAAUGGCGACGUCCUUACUACAAAUGCUGUGACAGACUGAACGAAGAAACUAGGUUAUAUCAUUUGACAUGUAAUCUACUGGCUGGUUACGUCUUCUGAUUGCCGUAUUCACUCAGACCACACGUUUGGACAAGAUUUAAGUUGGAGACUAGCGUCUGCGCAUUUCCUUCACAUCGUCUUAAUUAACGGAACAGUUUUUGAUCAUGGCUCUGCACCGGCUGUCUUUACGACUCCGACAGACUGUGACUCAGACGCGUUCCCUUCAUGGCAGUGGGUGGGGCCAGCAGCUGGGGUCAGCGGCAGUGGAACCAGAACCUCCGGUCAGAAGUGAACAUGCAUUCUUCAGAACCGCUGAGGGGGAUCCAGCUCAUCAUUCUGAGCACCAUUUGGGUCAGCACUACACCCUUCCCCCAGCCACCAUGCGGUCCCUGUUCCCCCAUGGUCUGCCCCCUCGGUUCCAGCUGCAGGUGAAGACGUUCAACGAGUGCAGCGUGAUGGUGCGCGAGCCGGCCGUGGAGAUCAUCUCGCACUUGAAGAGAGCGGACUACAGCAAGCCCGCCAUCCGCUACCUACUCUAUGGAGAAAGAGGCUCUGGAAAGACGAUGUCGCUGUGUCAUGCAAUGCACUACUGCUACAAUCAAGGCUGGAUGAUACUGCACAUACCUGAUGCUCACCUGUGGGUGAAGAACUGCAGUGAACUCCACCCUUCUGCCUUCCACUCCUCCCGGUAUGACCAGCCAAUCCAGGCCGUCCAAUGGCUGAGGAACUUCCGGGUCACAAACGAGCAUUUCCUGUCCAAGAUAAAGACGACCAGGCGCUACAUGUGGACUAAGAGGGAGAGCACUGAGGAGGGACAGCCACUGAAGGAGAUAGUAGAGCAUGGCUUGUCCCGGGUGAAGAGCAGCUGUGACGUGGUGGGGGCACUGCUGAGGGAGCUACGGCUGCAGGCGGGGGGGCCGGAGCGCUUUCGGGUGGCGGUGGCCGUGGACGGGACGAACGCACUCUGGGGGAGGACUACCCUGAAGAAGGAGGACAAAACUAUGAUUGCUCCUGAGGAGCUGACUCUGGUUCACAACCUGAGGAAAAUGCUGAGGAAUGACUGGUGUGGGGGUGCCAUUAUCACCGCACUGUCCCAGACAGGCUCUCUGUUCAAACCCACCUCUGCCUACCUGCCCCAGGAGCUGCUCGGAGAGGAGGGCUUUGUCAGCUUGGAACCCUUUCUGCCCGUUCCAGUGCCGGUGUACGGUGAGAAGGAGUUUGAGAGCUGCUAUCAGUACUACAUUGACCGCAACUGGUUGCAGCAUCCGCAAAGCCGCACCGAAGAGGGAAAGAAGGAGAUUAUCUUCCUCAGCAACAGGAACCCUGCUGUGCUGGAGAGACUGUGUGCAUCGCUCUGAAGGCAAAAUUACACGCGCGUCUUCCCAAGCUGUUUUACUUAACCCACAUACAUAUUGUGUUACACUUUGUUCUAUGAAGUGCUCCAUGGAAUGUUUUUGAUAAUAAAAUGCUGUUAAAGACA
Molecule: messenger RNA, 1626 nt
Organism: Anguilla anguilla (European eel)
Lineage: Eukaryota; Metazoa; Chordata; Actinopteri; Anguilliformes; Anguillidae
Gene: dap3
Product: death associated protein 3
Exons: 14
Coding region: 311-1504 (397 amino acids)
Biological process (GO): apoptotic process
Cellular component (GO): mitochondrial small ribosomal subunit; mitochondrial ribosome
Molecular function (GO): structural constituent of ribosome
Source: RefSeq, a predicted model, not a curated record